Molecule: messenger RNA, 1377 nt
Organism: Tribolium castaneum (red flour beetle)
Lineage: Eukaryota; Metazoa; Arthropoda; Insecta; Coleoptera; Tenebrionidae
Product: inactive peptidyl-prolyl cis-trans isomerase shutdown
Exons: 2
Coding region: 159-1262 (367 amino acids)
Biological process (GO): piRNA processing; spermatogenesis
Cellular component (GO): cytoplasm
Molecular function (GO): Hsp90 protein binding; peptidyl-prolyl cis-trans isomerase activity
Source: RefSeq, a predicted model, not a curated record
GCAUCAAGAAUUAUGCGAUCACGUCCUACAAGUAGUGGCAUCAAAUUACAAACCAAGCAACAAUUUUAAACCGUAUUUUUGGUGCAUUUAUGAGCCGAAUGUGUAAAAUACUGUGAUUUUGGUGUAAGAAGAGCCCCAAAGUCGUUUUCAACUCCGGAAUGGCGCGUUUAAUGAAACCGAUAAGUUUGAGCCAGUUGACUCAAGAAGGGUUCCAGUUUGAGAUUGACACCAGCUACAUUGAAGACCCCAGUUCCGACCCCGAAGACACUCCCGAUAUUUUGGAGAAGAAAAUCGAAAACAGCAACAAGGAAUGCCUGGGAAUUUUCGACGAAGACGUGUACGAGGAAGGCGAGCCGUUUGAAAUAAUCGCCCGCAAAAUGUGCAAUCUCACACCCAACGGUAAAAUCAAAAAGCGCGUCAUACGGGAGGGUAACGGGGAAAAGCCACAAGAGUUUGCUAAAGUUAAAAUCAACUACAACGCGUAUCUCGAAUACGAGGAAAGUCCGUUUGACUCGACUUAUGUUCGCAAUAAACCACUCAAUUUUACCAUCGGUAACGGUAAGGUUUUACCGGGGCUCGAUUUUGCGGUACAGUCAAUGACGGUUAACGAAAAAUCUCAAUUUUUAAUUGAUCCCGAAUAUGCGUACGGUAGGAGUUGUUUAAUCGGUCGUGUUCCUCCAAACGCCACAGUUCUGUUCGAAAUUGAAUUAAUCAGUGUUGUUAAUUGCGGUGCUGCGGUCACUUAUGAGACACUUCCCGAAGAACUACAAAGCAGUUUCACUGAAAUCCACAAAUAUUGCGUUGCGCUCUGCGAGAGGGGUAAGAAGUCGUUCAAAGACCGUGAUUACAAACACGCGAUCAAAAACUACAAUACGGCGGCCACCAAGCUUGAAAAAACGGUUUUGGGGGGAAAGGACGAGAUUGAGCUUCAACGCGAGUUGUUGUUGAAGUUGUACACGAACUUGUUGAUUUGCUACGCGCGUUCUGGUGAACCUAGGAAGGGGUGUUUCAAUGCUAAGAAAGUGUACGAUUUGACUGAGGAUGGGGAGUUGAUGAAGAUCCCCAUCAAGGUUUAUUUUAAUCAUGCCAAGUGUUUGCGCAUUUUGUCCGAUUAUGACAAGGCCAAAGAAGUUUUGGACAAGGCGUAUAAAGCGGAACCAAAGAACCCGGAAAUAGCCAAUGAAAUGUUGAAUCUGAGUAGGGAUAGGACGGAGCAUAAGGACAAGCAAAUGGCCUUUGCAAAGGCCCUCGUUAAUAAUUGAGAUUUUAAUGUGACGUAUUAUGAUUCCCAUAAUUAAUACGUCGUCUAUUUUGCAUACUAUGUAUUGUUAAAUGUAAUUCAAAUAUUUUUUUAUAAAUAUAAUAUGUGAUAAUAGA